Messenger RNA from Microplitis mediator, 1144 nucleotides. RefSeq lists its product as uncharacterized. The record is from RefSeq and is a predicted model, not a curated record. The coding region runs from base 1 to 1041 and encodes 346 amino acids. Lineage: Eukaryota; Metazoa; Arthropoda; Insecta; Hymenoptera; Braconidae. Gene Ontology annotation, biological process: positive regulation of cytoplasmic translation. Gene Ontology annotation, molecular function: mRNA binding; zinc ion binding; translation regulator activity. The transcript has 2 exons. Gene Ontology annotation, cellular component: cytoplasm.
AUGCCAGACAAAACUAAUAAACCCGAUGGUCAGGGUGAUGCCCAUCAUGUUACUGGUCUUCCGACAUCAGAAGUGGGAUCUGGAUCGUCAACGGGAGUUUCUGCUGAGCAGUUUAGUCUUCUGUUAGAAGCUCAAAAUCGAAAUCUUAUCGAGCUGAUGAAAGUCGUGACAAAGCCGCAGUCAAGUAUUAAGAAUAUCUCUCUACCAAAGUUCAACCCGGAAAAUUCGAGCGCAGAUCCUGUUGCUUGGUGCGCGACAGCAGAUAUGUGUUUAAGUGAACGUCCACUGGAAGGUAGUGCACUUAUUAUUGUGUUAAGUGAAGCUCUCCAGGGUACUGCAUCUCAAUGGCUAUCCCAAGUAUGUUUUCCGGGAAUAACUUGGACUCAAUUCAAAGAUUUUUUCCUGACAAGAUUUGGCGGCGUAGAAACAUCGGCAGCUACACUGAUAAAUCUUCAAAAUAGUCGCCCAAAAGAUGGUGAAUGUUUAGCUGCAUAUUCAAACCGUCUUUUGUCGUCACUCACAUCGAAGUGGAAAAAGUCAAAUAUAGAAGAAAUCGCUGUGUCAAUUGUGCUAGCUCAUGCUUCACAGUUUGAUAGCCGACUUCAGCGCUUAUCGUUCACUACCGACAUAAAAACUCAGUCUCAGUUGCAAAACGAGUUAAAAGCUUUUUCGUACUCCAGAAAAAGGUCGGCACCGAUGCAAGAAGACUGGAAAUCAUCUGAUACGAAACGACUGAAGCCGUCAACGCCAGUUAAGUGUUUUAAUUGUGGAAAAUCGGGGCACAAGAAAUCAGAAUGUCGUUCGAGGCCCGAGAUUAGAAAACACGAAUCAGUUCUCAACAACCAGAUUGUGAGUAAGACCACUACACCUUACAAGCCUGUUACCUGCUUCAAGUGCGGCGUGAGCGGUCAUAUUGCCUCAAAAUGCACAUCAUCGAUUGGAAACAAGAAUGCCAACAACAAUGAACGUCGUGUGGAUGUUUGCACUGUGGCAGCUCCAUCAGGAUCGUUGAGACACCUUGAUUCACUCGAGGACGCGUGAUCGUCAGGAUAGCCGUGUCGGAGAUGAAAGAAUAAAAUGGGGUUUUCCAAUGGGACGGGAAAUUCCUAACAGUCGAGACUAGUUUUUACAGUAACAAUUAAAU